GCAUGCUGUUUUCUGUCAAUGUCAAACAAAAUGACAUUAACAUAUAGCCUUAAAAUUCGAUUAUUUAAAAGAUUAUUAAAUGAAAAACACUUAUUUUACCACGACUACAGCAGUAAUUCUCGUUAUAAUGUUCUGUUCUUCGGAUCGGACGGUAUAGCAUUAAAAAGUUUGAAGAAAAUAAACGAAUUCCGAAAAUCCGCAAACUGUGUCAACCGCCUCGAUUUAGUUACCACUAAUAACUCAAAGCACCGAUCAGUCACAGAGGAGUACGCUCAGAAAGAGAAUUUGAAAACAAUACCAUGGCCAUUGCAAAAUCUUCAGCAACUGGACUACGAUAUUGGGCUGAUUGUAGCAUUCGGACAUCUAAUACGAGAUCAUGUCUUAGAAAAAUUUCCUUUAGGCAUGGUGAAUGUGCACCCAAGCCUGCUGCCUCGCUGGCGCGGUGCGGCUCCCAUCAUCCACACUUUGCUGCACGGAGACCAGCUAACUGGAGUCAGUCUAAUGAGGAUCAAACCUAACAUUUUCGACGUGGGUGAAAUCAUCAGCCAAAGAACUGUACCUGUGCCUAAAGACAUUUUGCUGCCGGAGCUGACAGAACAGUUAUCCGAGAUUGGUGCUGACAUGCUAGUAGACUGUAUGAGAACCUUACCGGAGAGCUUGGCUAAUGCUAAACCGCAGAGCGAUGAAGGUGUCACUUACGCUAAAAAGAUCAACAAAAGCAUCAGUGACGUCAGAUGGUCAGAUAUGACUGCGACCGAGGUCUACAACUUAUACCGAGCUAUAUAUGGAUUGUACCCACUUACCACAACGUUUAGAAACAAACAAUUGAAACUAUUUGAUGCAUUUUUAGAUGUAACUGUAGAUAACUCUUAUGUUAGCAAACCAGUGGGGUCCCUCGAAUUUUGCGAAAAGAAAAAUGCAAUAAAAGUCCUAUGCAAAGAUAGUAGAUACAUAUAUUUUAGAUCACUUAGAAUAGUAGGGAAAAAAGAAAUAACUGCACUAGAUUUUUAUAAUGGAUACAUAAAAAAUAUGCCGAUAGAGAAAAGAAAAUGUAUGGUGGUUAAAUAGAAUAAAUAAAUAUAGAAAA
Messenger RNA from Cydia strobilella, 1087 nucleotides. RefSeq names its product methionyl-tRNA formyltransferase, mitochondrial. Gene Ontology annotation, molecular function: methionyl-tRNA formyltransferase activity. Gene Ontology annotation, cellular component: mitochondrion. Lineage: Eukaryota; Metazoa; Arthropoda; Insecta; Lepidoptera; Tortricidae. Gene Ontology annotation, biological process: conversion of methionyl-tRNA to N-formyl-methionyl-tRNA; biosynthetic process. The record is from RefSeq and is a predicted model, not a curated record. Bases 19 to 1068 code for a protein of 349 amino acids. The transcript has 5 exons.